Messenger RNA from Linum trigynum, 2136 nucleotides. The record is from the annotation of a GenBank genome assembly. NCBI's taxonomy places the organism in Eukaryota, Viridiplantae, Streptophyta, Magnoliopsida, Malpighiales, Linaceae.
GAAUCCCUCGUUCGAGCUCUGAACUUCAUUUUUUUCCUAUCUCCUUUUCUUUUCUCGCUUUCUGAUUUUCUUGUAGUAGGUGAGAUUUGAGUGGAAAAAAUAUUUGGUUAGAGAAGAUGUUGGGAGUAUUCAGCAGCGCGAUCGUGUCCCCGCCGGAAGAGCUGGUGGCCGCCGGAAGCCGAACGCCGUCGCCGAAGAUGACGGCCGACUCACUACUGAAGCGGUUCGUCGACAGCAACUCCUCCGCCGUUUCGAUCCAGGUCGGAGACAACGCUCAGCUGGCUUACACUCACGCCAACCAGUCCCUGCUUCUCCCCAGAUCGUUUGCAGUGAAGGACGAGAUAUUCUGCCUGUUUGAAGGUGCACUGGACAACUUGGGCAGCCUGAGGCAGCAGUACGGUCUAGCUAAAUCUGCAAACGAGGUUGUUCUUGUGAUCGAGGCAUACAAGGCACUUCGUGAUCGGGCGCCUUACCCUGCAAACCACGUCGUGGGGCAUCUCAGUGGCAGCUUCGCCUUCAUCGUCUUCGACAAGUCCACCUCCACCUUGUUCGUCGCCUCUGAUCAAUAUGGUAAAGUGCCACUUUCCUGGGGGAUCACUGCUGAUGGGUAUGUGGCGUUUGCUGAUGAUGCUGAGUUGCUGAAAGGUGCCUGUGGCAAGUCCCUUGCUUCUUUCCCUCAAGGAUGCUUCUUCUCCACGGCAGUUGGGGAGCUGAGGAGCUUCGAGAAUCCUAAGAACAAGAUCACUGCGGUGCCUGCAAAGGAAGAGGAGAUAUGGGGUGCAACCUUUAAGGUGGAAGCAGCAGUUCUUGCUGGGUCUAAAUAGAGGGAGAGAUUGAGGGUGUGUUCGAUGGAGAGAAUUAUCCAGCAACUGAAGAAGAGUCUAAUUUAUGUAAAUACCUACUACCAAAGGGGGAAAAGUGAGAGCAGCCAGUACUGAUCUGUGGUCUUUAAGUAUAUGCGAUACUUGGUGUAAUGUUUAUCUCUGCUUUGAGCUGUAGGUCUGUUAAUUGGGUUUGUGGUUGUUGUUGUUGGUGGUGGUGGUGUUUGAGUGUUUGUGUACAGCAGCCUGUGUCCUUUUCCAGCUUAAUAAACGAAGCUAUGGAUCAUCCAAGUUUGUUUGCUUGGUGCGUUUCUGGAAAUGGUGGAUUCAAAUUCAACAGAGGUAUAGAAAUUAGGAACAUGUCAACCACCAAACCUGUAUAUGGUGUUUGUUGGGUUUCACGGAAUCUCCAACAGUCUUGUCAGUUACACCGGACAGGACAGAGACUGAUUCCAACUUUAUUUGUAGUUAGCUCGACGAUUUCUCCCAUUGUGGCAUCAGUUUUGACGUGCAAACCUUGAAAUGAGGGUGCAACCACCGAUUAACAACGACCAAGGGCUUUUAUUUUUCAUGGUGAAAGGAGAAAUUAGCAGAAAACGUGGGGUUGAUACAAUUGAGUAAAAAUCUAUUGGAAGAUGCUCAAUACAUUCUCGAAUAAUAGAAUAGUAUAUUACGAAAAAGAUGUCACAUAUUUGUACGACUUGAUAUUUUGAUUUCUUUUGUUCUGUUUGUAAACAUGCGUGAAGGUAACUUGUUAGGUUCUCGUACAAUUUUGUUUUUUGGUACAUUAUAAAUGAUUUUUCAAGAUGCCACUCACCUUUGGACUACUCACACUAAGCAUUUCUAACUUUUAGAGUUCUUUCGAAAUUAUUUCGUUCCAUCCUAAAACACGUCUUCUUAUUUAAAGUUGGAUCGUUCCUUGAGAACCAUAGAACUCUCUCAUACUUUGUCGAUGUAGGAUUUGGCUAAUGUGUUACAUUACAUCCCGUUUGGGACUCCAUCGUUGAAGAGGCACACAAAGAAGCUAUGAUACCACUUGUAACAUCCCAACACUUUGCUCACCGUCACCGACGGAUCCAGAAAACUAUAGAGCACUAGGCCGCAUUUCAUUAGAAAAUUGGAUGCCGUACCAAAAAUAAUGAUCAUAGUUUUUUUACAAUGUCAAUUGUACACGACGACAAUUAUACACAAUCUUAUUAUAAAAUAACACUAGCCCGAAUGACUUUGGGGCUAGAAUUUUUAGGCUAAAUUUAGAGUAGUGAUUUGAACCAUUUUCUAAUUAUACACAAUCUUAUUAUAAAAUAACAUUGGACCG